AUGAGUUCAUCAACGCCUCCACGUACUACCAGAGGGGUAAUGCAAUACCUUUUGAGCUGUGAUGCACCUUCUCCUGCUACUCCUCAGCCUUCUAAAUACACACCAACGGCGAGAAACCAAGUCCCAGUCGGCAGUGUUUACGAAGUCUUCGACAAAUACUAUCGCAAUGUCACCAAAUUUCACAUCUGCGGCCACAUUGGCGACAAAAUAGCGGUGUCAGCCGACGAAGUAUGUUACACCUUGCCCGAUGCCUGCUAUUGGAUAUGCCCCGAAGCCUGUGAAGAAGGGUUUGGAACGAAGUCAUGUGGACAGGAUAACGCAGAAUUACUUGGCAUGACUGGCGAAGAGGCGCGUAAAAGUUCCGCGGGACUUUUGUAUAAACAGUGGGGAGAAUAUUUGACAAAAUGUCAAGAAAUGAAAAGACCGUUGUCGGGAUAUGAAUCAGUACAUGCCAGAAGAAAGAUUUGCGGAGGGAGAAUGAAAAGACGAAGAAGCGAUUGUGGUAGAAAGAUUGGAAAGAUUGGAAAGAUUGGAAAGAUUGGAAAGAUUGGAAAGAUUGGAAAGAUUGGAAAGAUUGGAAAGAUUGGAAAGAUUGGAAAGAUUGGAAAGAUUGGAAAGAUUGGAAAGAUUGGAAAGAUUGGAAAGAUUGGAAAGAUUGGAAAGAUUGGAAAGAUUGGAAAGAUUGGAAAGAUUGGAAAGAUUGGAAAGAUUGGAAAGAUUGGAAAAAGAUAUGCUCAAUGA
Botrytis deweyae is the source of this 741-nucleotide messenger RNA. RefSeq lists its product as uncharacterized. The record is from RefSeq and is a predicted model, not a curated record. The coding region runs from base 1 to 741 and encodes 246 amino acids. NCBI's taxonomy places the organism in Eukaryota, Fungi, Ascomycota, Leotiomycetes, Helotiales, Sclerotiniaceae. The transcript is spliced from 2 exons.